AUGUCUGUACAACUAAUUGUUUCUCCGACUCAAGCACACGCGAAUGGAAAGAAAGAGGUUCGGAAUGUCCAAAUAGAGAGCAACGGAGGCCAAAAUAUACUCAUCAUAAGAGAAGCGCUUAAUCGAGUGGUCGGUGUCAUAAACAAUAUAUCCACAGAAAAUCAAAGCACUAAUUCCACCAUAAACUGCAGAUUGAUGUUGAGCCAAAUGGGAAGAACACCCGCAUAA
Molecule: messenger RNA, 228 nt
Organism: Dovyalis caffra
Lineage: Eukaryota; Viridiplantae; Streptophyta; Magnoliopsida; Malpighiales; Salicaceae
Source: the annotation of a GenBank genome assembly